AUGCCCCUGGACCCCACUUUACAAGCGCAGGCUCUGCGUCGGGCCCUGGAGCGGCACCGGGCCUUACCCGUUGGGCCACCCCGGUUGGAAUUCAUGAAACCCAAAGCCUACCAGUCACCUGUGCUCUUCAGCUUGAUGAAUGCCAGUGAGGUGGCUGUGAAAAAAUUUUUACCUAAGAGUCACUUAUCCAGGGUGAUUAUCCGAGACAACCUCAGUGCUCAGCGAAUCUUUGAAUUGGAGAGAAGAGUAGCAGAGAAGACCAAGAAGAAAAUGAGUUACUUCUUUGACCACUUAAAGAAGAAGUUCAUGACAGAUCAGCUGAGGAAAAUGAACCGCUGGCGCCGGGAAGCACUGCCUGUUCAGAGAUACCUGGAGAGCAUCCACAAAUACCGAGGGGAGAAUGAUGUCAAGUCCAAGAAGAUGCCUUUGAAAAAAGCACCCCUUCAGAAGUUCUGA
Molecule: messenger RNA, 456 nt
Organism: Gracilinanus agilis (Agile Gracile Mouse Opossum)
Lineage: Eukaryota; Metazoa; Chordata; Mammalia; Didelphimorphia; Didelphidae
Gene: C1H5orf52
Product: chromosome 1 C5orf52 homolog
Exons: 3
Coding region: 1-456 (151 amino acids)
Source: RefSeq, a predicted model, not a curated record